GCGCUGCGCAAACUCGGAGCGCACCCGGCCGGAAGCUGCCGCUGGGAAGCCGGAGGUGGGGCGGGACGCAGGUGAGGUGGCGCGGGACCUAUCUGCGGUCUAGGCCCUGGGUGCUCCGUGCAGCUGACAUGGGUGAACCCCAGGGGUCCAUGCGGAUUCUAGUGACAGGGGGCUCUGGGCUGGUGGGCAAAGCCAUCCAGAAGGUGGUAGCAGAUGGAGCUGGCCUUCCUGGAGAGGACUGGGUGUUUGUCUCCUCCAAGGACGCCGAUCUCACGGAUGCAGCACAGACCCGCACCCUGUUUGAGAAGGUCCGACCCACGCACGUCAUCCAUCUUGCUGCAAUGGUGGGGGGCCUGUUCCGGAAUAUCAAAUACAAUUUGGACUUCUGGAGGAAGAAUGUGCACAUCAAUGACAACGUCCUGCACUCGGCCUUCGAGGUGGGCGCCCGCAAGGUGGUGUCCUGCCUGUCCACUUGUGUCUUCCCUGACAAGACUACCUACCCCAUAGAUGAGACCAUGAUCCACAAUGGGCCGCCCCACAGCAGCAAUUUUGGGUACUCGUAUGCCAAGAGGAUGAUCGACGUGCAGAACAGGGCCUACUUCCAGCAGCACGGCUGCACGUUCACCGCUGUCAUCCCCACCAACGUCUUCGGGCCCCAUGACAACUUCAACAUCGAGGAUGGCCAUGUGCUGCCUGGCCUCAUCCACAAGGUGCACCUGGCCAAGAGCAGCGGCUCGGCCCUGACGGUGUGGGGUACAGGGAAGCCGCGGAGGCAGUUCAUAUACUCACUGGACCUGGCCCAGCUCGUUAUCUGGGUCCUGCGGGAGUACAAUGAGGUGGAGCCCAUCAUCCUCUCAGUGGGCGAGGAAGACGAGGUCUCCAUCGAGGAGGCAGCUGAGGCGGUGGUGGAGGCUAUGGACUUCCAUGGGGAGGUCACCUUUGAUACAACCAAGUCGGAUGGGCAGUUUAAGAAGACAGCCAGUAACAGCAAGCUGAGGGCCUACCUGCCUGACUUCCGGUUCACCCCCUUCAAGCAGGCGGUGAAGGAGACGUGUGCAUGGUUCACUGACAACUACGAGCAGGCCCGGAAGUGAAGCUGGAAGGCAGGAGCAGGUGCCUGCAAACCGUCAGCUGGCUGAGCCCCUUGGCCACCACCUACCAACCAUGCCAGGAGCUGAGGGCAUCACCCAGUGACCUGGGCCCAUGUUCCAUCCGCUCUGCAGCCCCAGGCAUCUGUCCAGUGGGGCCUCCAUUCAUGACGGUCCUCAGGGAAACCAGGGCCCGGGCAGGCCCGGCCCUUUGCUCCCCACACAGGCCCCCAGGCCCUUCGCGUGCCCACUCUGAUCCUGCAUCCCACUCCCUAGGAGCCAAUAAAGUGCAUUUUCACAGGC
Messenger RNA from Saimiri boliviensis boliviensis (Bolivian squirrel monkey), 1391 nucleotides. It is a transcript of the gene GFUS, whose product is annotated as GDP-L-fucose synthase. NCBI's taxonomy places the organism in Eukaryota, Metazoa, Chordata, Mammalia, Primates, Cebidae. Gene Ontology annotation, biological process: nucleotide-sugar biosynthetic process. Gene Ontology annotation, molecular function: GDP-L-fucose synthase activity. The record is from RefSeq and is a predicted model, not a curated record.